AUGGCGUUGGCGGUCAUGGCCGCCUCAUCCAACAAGCCGGCCUCUGCCUCGAAGGUCAAGAAGGCACCACAGAAGAUGGAUAGCAAAAAGGCCUUCGAGAUUCCAGGGCUUCAAGCGCGGCCUUACCACGACGAUGAGUUGCAGGUGGCCUUUGAAAUCAUCGACCUCGACCGCCACGGUGAGAUCGGUGCCACGGACCUCCGACGCGCCUUGCAGCUUUGUGGGGAGCCAGAGCCCACGGACGCUGAGAUCCAAGAGAUGAUCCGUCUCAUGGAUCCUGACGGCAGUGGCUCGAUCGAGUUCGCAGAGUUCCGCAGAUAUUUCGUGGAGCCGCCUCCGCUCUUUCGGAACUUCGACCUGCACCGCCGGGGCGGCUUUGGAGAGGCGCCCGACGAGGAGGAAGAGGAGGAGCCGCCGCCCCCAGACACCCUGGCUUUGGUGGACGGUGGAGAUGCCACUCCUGCGUUGGCGCGCUUGGAGAGCCGGAAAAAGAAGUUCACCUUGAAGGAACAUGCAGAAGGUGAUCCACGGGCGCCCUAUGUCAAAGAGUUGGCCAAGCACGGCAUCACUCCAGAGUUUAUCCGUGAUGUCUACCAAACCUUCGUUGAAAUCGACACCAAAGACACUGGCUUCAUGAGCUUUGAGGCUUUCUGCAAGGUCUUCAGCAAGAAGCCCUCCCCAGAGAUGCGGGAGAUCUUCGAUGCCUUUGACGCCGACCGCGAAGGAGAGUUGGACUUGCGUCAGUUUGUCAUCGGCCUCUCCACGAAAGUGAACGAUAUUCUUCAGAUGCGCGCGACAUUGAAAUGUCAUCAAGAACUUCAGAAACUUGGCCAGCUCUAUGAAUAUCAACCGUCCUUCCUGACGAUCUUCGUGUCACACCAGACACAGGAGGACCGGCGGCGUUUGCAAGAGGCCUACGUGUGGUUCGACUGGUUCUCAGUACCACAAGCUUCCUUCGAGCACGACCCAGAGGUCAAAGAGGAGGUCCGAAGGACUGAAUCAGUCACGCUCUAUUCCGACUUGGUCUUAGCUGUGGCUUUUGCGAAGAUGUCCAGCUUUGCCUUUUUGAAGGACUUUUUUCCGAAGAUGUCAAUUCCAGCCUAUGUGGAUGCAUGUCAGAUGUUUGUAGCCUUGGUGCCGAGUUUGCUGAAUGAGAAGAAGGAGACGGGGAGACGAUGGGACGGUCGCGGCUGGUGCAGGGCAGAAAUGUGGUGUAAGCUCAUGUCCGAAAAGUCGGAUUUUCCCAUUAUCGUGCCAUGGUAUUAUGCGGCCAUGUACGAAUCCUUCUUGGGCUUGCCGCGUCGAUCUAGGAGUCUUGAGGAAUUCCUCUCCUACUUCCGUUUCUCCUCUUUGGAGGAGUCCUUCCGGCGGAAAGGCAUGGGCGCCAUGGCCUGUGCCGUCCUGUCAGCGGACGUGUCCCUGGUGCGGCACCUGGUAGCGUUGAAGGCGCCGCUCGAUGUGCCGUUGCCAGCGAUCGUGGAGGUGGACAUCCUGCCAGCACCUGGGCUGGGCAAGGUGGAGGAUUGGACUCCGCUACACCUCGCCACUGCACACAGCAGCAACAGCAUUGAGAGCCUGGCAGCGCUUCUCGAGCUGCGUGGUGACCCCAACGCCAGCAAUCGCUUGGGUCACCCUCUGCUGGGCAUUUGUGACACCGCCGAAGCGGUGGAGCUGCUGGUGGAGAAGCGCGCCGACGUCAACAAGCUGAGUCCACCCACGAUGGCCUCGCCCUUGGUCCUGGCCUGUCUAAGGUGUGCCCCUCCAGAGGUCUUUGAGUCGUUCAUCAAGCUGAAGGCAGAUGUGAACUUGGUCCAAGGACAGAGAGAAGAGCUUGGAAUGUCCGUCGCGCAGUUGCUCGUCGAGGCCGGUGCUUUGUGGGCUAUGUCUAUGGUGAACUUCAUGUCGACUGCAGAGCGACCUACCAGCGAUGGGGCCAAGGCCAACCCCGAUUUGCCCUGCCGUGCUGGGGCAUUGUUUCGAGGAGUUGAGCUCUUUGCUCGCUUGUACAUGCGCAUGCAGAAGGACAGGGACCCACCGGGCCUCAUUUGGGUCUUCGGAGAGGGUAGCACGACGCCCCUGGGCUACGCUGCCAUGCCGCUGGGCUUUCAAUACUUCGGCAGCGACGGGGGUAACUCGGUGUUGGGUGUGAGCGAAGCCUGCAGCAUGAUGUUGGGGCUCUUUGAGGCGAGCGAUGAGUGCUGGAGCCAUGGAUCAUGGGUUCUUUGUCAUAUGAAUUCAUAUGAUAUAUAA
Durusdinium trenchii is the source of this 2250-nucleotide messenger RNA. NCBI's taxonomy places the organism in Eukaryota, Dinophyceae, Suessiales, Symbiodiniaceae. The record is from the annotation of a GenBank genome assembly.